Messenger RNA from Arabidopsis lyrata subsp. lyrata, 3360 nucleotides. RefSeq names its product probable disease resistance protein RPP1. Gene Ontology annotation, biological process: defense response; signal transduction. The coding region runs from base 189 to 3158 and encodes 989 amino acids. The transcript has 4 exons. Lineage: Eukaryota; Viridiplantae; Streptophyta; Magnoliopsida; Brassicales; Brassicaceae. Gene Ontology annotation, molecular function: ADP binding. The record is from RefSeq and is a predicted model, not a curated record.
AGCUUCCUCUCUUACUGGUUGCUCUUGACUCUUGUUCUUGUAGGACCUAUUAUGACGUUCUUGUAAUUUUCUAUGUGGAAUUAGGUAUAUGGGAAAAAGAAGCACCUAAUCCUCUUUCUUUGCUACUAGUUCUAACAUUCUGCUUCCGCGGGGAAGGUGUCCGUAGAAACUUUUUCAGUCACAUUCAGAUGGAGUUUCAAAGAAUGGGAAUCACUCCAUUCAUUGAUAAUGAGAUCAAAAGAGGGGAAUCCAUCGGUCCUGAGCUCAUUCGUGCCAUUAGAGAAUCUAGGAUCUCAGUUAUUUUGCUCUCUAAGAAUUACGCUUCUUCAAAGUGGUGUCUUGACGAACUGGUGGAGAUUAUGAAGUGCAGAGAAGAGUUGGGUCAAACAGUAGUGGCCAUUUUCUAUAAAGUAGAUCCAUCUGAAGUAAAAAAGUUGAUCGGAAAUUUUGGGCAAGUAUUUAGAAAAACGUGUGCUGGUAAAACAAAGGAAGACAUUGGAAGAUGGAGAGAAGCUUUGGCUAAAGUGGCUACAAUCGCUGGUUAUCAUUCAAGCAACUGGGAUAAUGAAGCAGCCAUGAUCAAGAAAAUCGUAACUGAUAUUUCAAACAUGUUGAAUAAUUCCAUAUCAUCAAGUGAUUUCGAUGGGUUAGUUGGUAUGAGAGCUCAUUUGGAAAAGAUGGAACCAUUGUUAUGCCUAGAGUCAGAUGAAGUGAGGAUGAUUGGGAUUUGGGGUCCUCCUGGGAUUGGGAAGACCACAAUCGCCAGAGUUGUGUACAACCAAUUCUCCAACAGUUUUCAAUUGGGUGUCUUUCUGGACAAUAUCAAAGCAAACUAUACAAGACCUUGUUCCGAUGACUACAGCUCAAAGUUACAAUUGCAAAAACACUUUAUGUCUCAAAUAAUCAACCAUAAGGAUAUGGAGAUUUUUCAUUUAGGAGUUGCCCAAGAUAGGUUGAAAGACAAGAAAGUUCUUGUCGUCCUUGAUGGUGUGAACCAGUCAGUACAACUAGAUGCGAUGGUGAAAGAAACCUGGUGGUUUGGUCCUGGGAGUCGAAUUAUCAUUACAACACAAGAUCAUAGGCUUUUUAGAGCACAUGGGAUUAACCAUAUUUACCAGGUGGAUUUUCCACCAGCUGAUGAGGCUCUUCAAAUCUUCUGCAUGUAUGCUUUUGGUCAGAAGUCCCCUAAAGAUGGUUUUGAGGAGCUUGCUUGGGAAGUUACAACAUUUGCGGGUAAACUUCCUUUGGGGCUAAGGGUUCUGGGCUCCCAUUUCCGGGGAAUGUCGAAGCAGGAGUGGAUAAAGUCACUACCAAGGUUAAAAACUAGUCUUGACACUGAUAUUCAAAGCAUUUUGAAAUUCAGCUAUGACGCUUUGGAUGAUGAAGAUAAAGAUUUAUUUCUUCAUAUUGCCUGCUUUUUCAACUAUGGAGUGAUUGAGAAAGUGGAAGAGCAUCUUGCGAGGAAGUUCUUGGAAGUGAGGCAAAGACUUAACGUCUUAUCUCAGAAAUCUCUCAUACUCUUCAACCAAUGUGGACGUAUUGAGAUGCAUAGUUUGCUAGAAAAACUAGGUAGAGAAAUUGUUCGUAAGCUAUCUAUUCAUGACCCUGGACAGCGCCAGUUUUUGGUCGAUGAAAGAGAGAUCUGUGAAGUACUGAUUAGUGAUGCAGCAGGUAGUAAAAGUAUUAUAGGUAUAGAUCUCAACUACAGGGGAAUUGGGGAAGAAUUAAAUAUAAGUGAGAGAGCCUUUGAAGGAAUGUGUAAUCUCCAGUUCUUAAGAAUCGAUGGUGAUUGCAAUACAUUGCAGUUAUCGCAAGGUCUGAACUAUUUUUCUCGCAAACUUCGAAUACUACACUGGAGUUAUUUCCCGAUGGCAUGUUUGCCUUCUAAUGUGAACUUGGAGUUUCUUGUCGAACUAAUCAUGGAUAACAGUAAGCUUGAGAAGUUGUGGGAGGGAAUUAAACCGCUUCGUAAUCUCAAGAGGAUGGAUAUGCGUGAUUCUGCAAACUUGAAGGAGCUUCCUGAUUUCUCAACUGCCACUAAUCUUCAGAAGUUGAAUCUAAGUUAUUGCUCAAGUCUAAUCAAGCUCCCCUCUUCUAUUGGGAAUGCCACUAAUCUCAAGAAAUUAAAUCUCCGUAGAUGCUCAAAUAUUAUGGAGUUUCCUUCUUUUAUUGAAAAAGCCACCAAUCUAGAGAUAUUGGAUCUUAGUAGUUGCUCAAAUUUGGUUGAACUUCCUCUUUUUAUUAAAAACCUUCAGAAGUUGCAGAAGUUGAGAUUAGGAGGAUGUUCUAAGCUACAGGUUCUUCCAACCAACAUCAACUUGGAAUCUUUGGUUGAACUUGACCUCACUGAUUGCUCGGCAUUGAAAUUGUUUCCCGAGAUUUCUACAAACGUUAGAGUUCUCAAGCUCAGCGAGACUGCAAUAGAAGAAGUGCCUCCCUCGAUCGCGUUCUGGCCUCGUCUUGAUGAGUUGCAUAUGUCUUACUUUGAAAACCUCAAGGAACUCCCUCAUGCUCUUUGCAGCAUCACAGAUCUGUACUUGAGCGAUACAGAAAUACAGGAGGUUCCUUCAUUGGUCAAGAGAAUCUCUCGUCUGGAUCGAUUAGUGCUCAAGGGAUGCAGAAAGUUGGAAUCACUCCCACAGAUUCCAGAGUCCCUCUCUAUAAUAGAUGCAGAAGAUUGCGAGUCCCUGGAGAGACUAGAUUGCUCCUUUCACAAUCCAAAGAUUUGUCUCAAAUUCGCUAAGUGCUUCAAACUGAAUCAAGAAGCAAAAGACCUCAUCAUCCAAACACCGACUAGUGAACAUGCCAUUUUACCCGGUGGAGAAGUGCCUUCCUACUUCACUCAUCGAUCUACAAGCGGGGGUUCAUUGACAAUAAAGUUGAAUGAGAAGCCUCUUCCUACAUCCAUGAGAUUUAAGGCCAUCUUGUUGGUUCAUCAAAGUGACGAUGGUAAGAAGUAUCCAUCUAGUGUUGUCUCGUUUUGGUGUAAAAAAAGCUGGCAUGUAAUGUAUCCAACUUUAGCAGAGCAUCUAUACACAUUUGAAGUCGAAACAGCGGUCACUUCCAGCGAGCUUGUCUUUGAGUUCAAGCUCGACAGUAGCGAUUGGAAGAUAAGAGAAUUCGGACUACGCAAACUCAUGGAGGUCCCUUCAUUUUGAUUAAUACAUUUUUUUCUUAGCAUUGUUGCUGCUGGAAUAUGCUUCUUCAUGCUUUUGACAAAAAUCAGAUUCCAUAUCAAGUUAACAAAGAAAAUAAUUUUGAUUAAUACAUUUUUUUCUUAGCAUUGUUGCUGCUGGAAUAUGCUUUUGACAUGUUGUAACGAAUAGAAAGCAAAUUAAAAAUGGCUUUGUUUCACGUAAA